This is a messenger RNA of Stylonychia lemnae, 624 nucleotides long. NCBI's taxonomy places the organism in Eukaryota, Ciliophora, Spirotrichea, Sporadotrichida, Oxytrichidae. The record is from the annotation of a GenBank genome assembly.
AUGUCUUGGGAAGAUUUCUUGAGAGACUUUUCAAACUAGCCAGUACUUGGUCCUAUGUUUGGUCUCUACUACAAAUUCAUGAAUAUCAAACGUUACGAUCACAUGCCUUUCUAUUUCUAUCCCUAUGCAAGACAGUGGAUCUCCUUCGAGGACACCUUCCUUACUUUCAUCGAUUGGCUUGUUGAUGCUCAUGAGCAAGAGAGAAAUAAAGCAGAUGCUAAUAGAUCUUUCUACCAAAGAUCAUAUUAUGUGUUUGACAACUAUCUAAGAUAUCAAAACGACACUAUGGCCAAUUUAAUGUUUGACACAUAAGCAAGAAAGGUUGAUUAUGAUAGAUAUAACUCUUUGCUAGGUCGCAAAAAUUUAUAGUUCUAUGCCACUAUGUCAACUAUUCAUUCAGUUUCUUUCAUGUAUUUGGCUUACUUCUUCAGAUUCAGAAGAGUUAAGUUCCUCCCAGCUGUUGCAAUCAGCUCAGCCUAUUACUACUAUUUUGAGAAGACCAACAAUAUCGCAUACAAAUUAAUAGUUGACAAAAAUAUGAUAAGCUUGGCAAGAGAGUUAGGCCACGAAAAACAUAUUCAACCAGUUGGACAUCUUAAAAAUAGAGGGCUCAAUUAUGUCUGA